AUGGUCCCUGCCCUUUGGUUGUACUGCUUGGUGCUUCUUCUGCCUAUAGAAUCCUGCAGGAUAUUAUGCCAGGCUUCCAGCAAAAGCAAGGAGAUGGUGAUGUCCAGACCACAUGAUGUAUGUGACGGUGUCUGUAAGGACAAUGCUGCCCCCUGCUUUCAAUCUUGCCCUCCAGAAAGUGAAGGCAACAUGAAAUUUUCCUGUAAGGCCAAGAAAUGGCACAAAGUCACAGAAACCUGCCACACUCUUAAUGCCAUCAGCAUCUUUGAGGAGGAUGUGGAAUUAUAUUCAGUCCAACCAUCUGAAUCAACUAUGGUUCUACAUGAGUUUCAUAGACAUCCUCAGACCAUAGCAGACAUGUUGAUGGAAAAGUGUCCAAAGGACUUGUCUUGCAUCAUCAAAAGCAUUCUGAAGUCUCCCCGGAUGCCAGGGAACAUUGCUGUGGUGGUACAGCUAUUACACAACAUCUCAACAGCUCUCACCAGAGAGGUCAAUGAGGAAAAGAUGCAGAGUUACAGCGCCAUGGCUAACCAUAUCCUUAACAGCAAAAGCAUAUCUAAUUGGACCUUCAUCCAAGACAGAAACAGCAGCUGUGUCUUGCUUCAAUCAAUCAAUUCAUUUGCAAGCAAGCUAUUUGUGAAGGAACAUCUCAUCAACAUAUCACAUGUCUUCAUUCAUACCAUGGGUACCAACAUGUCCAGGGACAGCCUUGGGAAGAAUUUCACUUUCUCAAUGCGAAUUAAUGAUACGAGUGAUGAAAUUACUGGGAGUGUACUGUUCACGACUGAAGAGCUUCAGAACGUUCCUUCUCCUUCCCAGGUCAUCAGCAUUGCGUUCCCAACUCUUGGGGCCAUCCUGGAGGCCAGUCUUUUGGAAACCACGACCGUGAAUGGGCUUGUCCUGUCUGUCAUUUUGCCUAAGGAGCUUAAAAAGAUCUCACUGAUGUUUGAAAAAAUCAGCAAGGCCGAAGGAAGGAAGUCCCAGUGUGUGGGCUGGCACUCCCUGGAGAGCAGAUGGGAUCGGAGAGCUUGUAAGCUGAUUCAAGAAAACUCCCAGCAAGCUGUUUGCAGAUGUUGGCCAAACAAGUCAUUUACCUCUUUCUCCAUUCUCAUGUCACCUGACACCUUGGAGACCCCGGUUCUAAUUUAUAUCACAUACAUAGGCCUGGGCAUUUCCAUCUGCAGCUUGGUCAUCUGCCUGUUCAUUGAGGCCUUUGUCUGGAGUCAAGUGACAAAGACAGAGAUUUCAUACUUACGUCACCUGUGUAUCGCUAACAUUGCAGCCACCUUGCUGAUGGCUGAUGUAUGGUUCAUUGUGGCUUCCUUUUUCAGUGGCCCAAUGUCACAUCACAAUGGAUGUGUGGCUGCAACAUUUUUUGUUCAUUUUUUUUAUCUGGCUGUGUUUUUCUGGAUGCUUGCCAAGGCUCUCCUUAUCCUCUAUGGAAUUCUGAUCGUGUUCCAUACACUGCCCAAGUCAUUCCUGGUGGCCUCUCUGUUUUCAGUGGGCUAUGGGUGCCCUUUGGUGAUUGCUGUUAUCACACUUGCUGUUACAGAGCCCGGGAAAGGUUACCUCCGACCUGAGGCCUGCUGGCUCAACUGGGACAUAACCAAGGCUCUCCUGGCCUUUGUGGUCCCAGCUCUGGUCAUUGUAGCAGUAAACCUGAUUACAGUUACACUGGUUAUCAUCAAAACCCAGAGAGCUGCCAUUGGUAGUUCCAUGUUCCAGGAAGUAAGAGCCAUAGUGAGGAUCUGUAAGAACAUUGCCAUCCUCACACCGCUGCUGGGGCUGACCUGGGGAUUUGGAUUAGCCAUGGUCAUCGAUGGUCGCUCCCUGGCCUUCCACAUUAUCUUCUCCUUACUCAAUGCAUUGCAGGUAAGUGCAGAGCCUUGGUAG
This is a messenger RNA of Cricetulus griseus (Chinese hamster), 1893 nucleotides long. Lineage: Eukaryota; Metazoa; Chordata; Mammalia; Rodentia; Cricetidae. The record is from RefSeq and is a predicted model, not a curated record.